AUGGCGAUGGGCAAAGGUUUUCGCGUCUAUGAGAAGCUGGACUCCCCCAAGCCGCACUCGGUCAUCCUGGAGCAACGAAAUCGCAAGGAGACGCUCCUCUUCGAGUCACAAGCGGUCGCAGUCCUCUCUGCUGAGGAACAUGAAUUCCUCAAACCGAAGUAUACAAAAUUGUUGGAUGCGUACGGAUGCUUGGGUGUCCUGCAGCUAAAUGCGGGAGAGAACACACUGUUGUAUCUUGUCCUGGUUACCGGAUGCUUCUCCGUGGGGAAAAUAGGAGAAUCGGAGGUCUUUCGAAUAACGCAAUCAGGUUUUGUACCAUUGUUUUACAGUCAGGGGACAGAGGAUCGUGUAUCCGAAGUCAGAAAGGUUCUGAAUUCUGGGACAUUUUACUUCUCCUGGUCCGCUGGACAGGAGUCGCUCGAUAUCACCCUAAGUGCUCAAAGAAGAUGCAAAUCGACAACUACGGACAAUAGGUUCUUCUGGAAUCGGAUGUUACAUAUUCAUCUAGUAAGAUAUGGUGUAGAUACAAGUCAAUGGUUAUUGAAAGCAAUGUGUGGUAGUGUGGAGAUUAGGACUGUCUAUGUUGGACACAGACAAGCUCGAGCAGUGCUAAUGUCUAGAUUAAGUUGCGAACGUGCUGGCACUAGAUUCAACGUUAGAGGAACCAAUGACGAUGGACAUGUGGCAAAUUUUGUAGAGACAGAACAAGUAAUUUACAUAGAUAACGAAGUGACGUCUUACGUCCAAACGAGGGGAUCAGUUCCGCUAUUUUGGGAACAGCCUGGUAUACAAGUCGGUUCUCACAAAGUAAAAAUUUCACGCGGCUUCGAAACCUCUGCGCCCGCCUUCGAUAGACAUUUAAAAAUGAUUAAGACACGAUAUGGCCAGCAAGUAAUUGUUAAUCUUCUUGGCUCUAGUCUAAUCGGUAGCAAGGAAGGGGAGGCGAUGUUGAGUCAGUUAUUUCAAACUCAUCAUAAUAUGUCAGAGCACAAGGAUGUGCCACAUAUUAUAUUCGAUUAUCAUCAAGAAUGUCGUGGUGGAAAUAUGAAAAAUCUCUCGAAACUGAAGGCGAAAGUGGAAAAAUAUUUGGAAUCGUUCUCUAUGUUCUAUGCGGUUGGCAAUACUGUGAUUCUUGAACAAACUGGCACUAUCAGAACCAACUGUCUAGAUUGUUUGGAUAGAACAAAUUGCGUGCAAACAUUCUUCGCGCUCGAAAUGCUGGGCAAACAGAUGAGUCUGUUGAAACUGAUGGAAAAGCAGCAGAUGGUGUCUCGAUUCGAGGAGGUAUUUCGCCAGAUGUGGAUCAAUAAUGGCAACGAAGUCAGCAAAAUAUACGCGGGUACUGGUGCCAUCCAAGGCAGUUCUAAAUUGAUGGACGGCGCGAGAUCGGCAGCUAGAACGAUACAGAAUAAUUUACUAGAUUCUAAUAAACAGGAAGCGAUCGAUAUUCUAUUAUUAGGUUCAACGUUAAACACAGAACUAGCUGAUAGAGCACGUUUGUUGUUACCUACCAAUAUGUUACACGCUGCGCCAAAUCUCUUACGAGAGAUGUGUAAGCGCUAUAACGAGUACGUGGUUACGAUGAAUCUCAGAGUGAGCGUCGGUACUUACAACGUUAAUGGAGGGAAGCAUUUUAGAAGUGUAGUUUAUAAGGACGUAUCUCUGGCUGAUUGGUUAUUCAAUGGGUCGCGGAAAUCAUCCUUGGUGUCUUUAGAGCAAGAUAAUACUGACAAUGACGUUCCUGUGGACAUAUUUGCGAUUGGAUUCGAGGAGAUUGUUGAUUUGAACGCCAGCAAUAUUAUGGCCGCCAGUUCAGACAAUGCGAAAGCUUGGGCCGACGAGCUGCAGAAAGUUUUAUCGAAGGACACGGAGUAUGUUCUUGUGACAUAUCAGCAGUUAGUCGGUGUCUGCCUAUAUUUGUUUAUACGGCCUGUGCAUGCGCCGUAUUUACGAGAUGUGGCGGUAGAUUGUGUGAAAACGGGAUUGGGAGGCGCAACUGGAAACAAGGGCGCCGCGGCGAUCAGAUGCGUGCUCUACUCCACAUCCUUCUGUUUCGUAUGCGCGCAUUUCGCGGCCGGCCAAUCUCAGGUGAACGAACGUAACGCCGAUUACGCUGAGAUUACAAGAAAGAUAGCAUUUCCCAUGGGCAGAACCCUGAACACACACGAUUAUGUGUUUUGGUGCGGUGAUUUCAACUACAGAGUCGACAUGGACAAGGAUGAGAUGAGGGAAAUGAUUAAGCGGGGCGAAUUGGAUCAGAUACUGCAAUACGAUCAAUUAAGGGUUCAACAAGAGCAGGGUAAUGUUUUCAAGAAUUUCUUGGAAGGACCUAUCAAUUUCGAUCCUACAUAUAAAUACGAUCUAUUCUCGGAAGAUUAUGAUACCAGCGAAAAAUGUCGUCAACCUGCAUGGACGGAUAGAGUUCUUUGGAAACGUAGGAAACAAGUACCUGAUAUCGAUUCGCCCACAGAUUGGAAUCCGGGAAAGCUUGUUUAUUACGGUAGAGCGGAAUUGAAACAGAGCGAUCAUCGUCCGGUAAUCGCCACGAUCGACAUAGAUGUACAUUGUGUCGAUUCCGAGAAACGCGAGCGCGUGUUCAAAGAGGUGAUACAGGAUCUCGGUCCGCCCGAUGGCACGAUAAUAGUCAAGGCGGUAGAGGAUAUUGAGGACAUGGAUAGCGUAUUCGACAACAAUCUCAUGUUUGCUCUAAUACAGGAUCUGUCUCAUAUCGGCGAGGCGAUUCUGGUACGUUACGUCGGCGAGACCAUCUGGGUGACAUUCAGGGAUGGUCAAUGCGCCUUGGCCGCGGCGAAGAAAGGUAUGACGCAGAUAUGCGGCCAGACGCUGAAGUUGUCACUGAAAUCGCCCGACUGGAUGCAGCUAAUUGAGAAGGAGAUCGAGAUUUGCAGCAACACCACGGUGGCGCAAUUCACGGCGAAUUCGCCGUUGAGAAGUCCCAUGCAACGAUUCGAACAAUUGGAAAUAUCCGAACGAUCGUCUCCCAGUAGAGGUAGCCCCAAUGGUGGGAUUCCACCCCCGAGACCAGCGCCACCGGGACGUCCACCUCAACCACCGAAGAGUCCUGCUCAUGAGCGAAAGGGACCACGCGCGGGUGUUUUUAGCGUGGUACCCAAUCAGUUUCCGUUUUCCAUGACGCAAUCGGCAGAUAAGACAGCAAACGAUCAACAGGACGAGAGAUUGUCGCCCGAUUCGGCCAUCUAUGAAGAAAUACCAGAUGGAUCGCCCAGCUAUCCUGUACCAAAUCGGCCGCCGCCGCCGUUACCGCGAAUGGACGGGCCUCAGGAAUCGCCGAGUAAUAGACCCUCGCCUAGCUCGAUACCUCCUCCCUUACCGCACAGGCAAGCUCCGCCGCCUCCACAGCAUCCACCGCCGAGUCUACCUCCAUCAAAUGUUCCGCCACCCGUUCCAGCGAGAACUACCGGUGGACCGCCCAUUCCGGCUAGAAAUCCUCAAUAAGAAAGAGAUGUAGGAUAAAUAUUCUCGACACCAAGUAAUGGUACAUUUAUUUAACAUUAUUCUAAUGGACGUGAUUAUUUAUGAUGUUAAUAACAACGAGUAGGCAUAAUUAACGAUGAAUCCUCGCUUCCAAACUGAGUUCCAGGUUCGCGAUAGAUAGGAUAGUUAAAAAUCUGUGAUUAUUUUAAGAAAUGAAAUCAUCAAAUCAGAAGUAAUUAUUUUAUUCGAAAGAUCUCCAAUAUCGUGAGCAUAAUUAAUUGUAGAUUUGUAUUUAUAGGGGCUGUUCUUGAGCUUGCCAAAUCUAUAUUCUGUAUUUUUCUUGUUAGUGAUAAUAUACGUACUAAUCCUGUAGAGCCCCAUUUCACAUUGGUGAUGUAGGAAGCUGUUGUUUUCACUACGAAUGUUUGAAUAACAUAAAUAUCUAUUGUUUAAAAAAUCUAAUCGAUUUAUAGUUGUUGAUGUGACACAGAGAUUUAAUACGCAUGUAAUCCGUGUUUUGAAAGCGUUAUCAAAUUGGAUAUAUCAGGAAGUUAGUGAUCCAUCAAGUUUAAAUGAAAAGAUACUUGUGGUAAUAAUGUUGUAGCUGCUUGUAUCAUGUACUGAUAUUAUUUAAAAUGUAAUUCUUGAUGUUAGUACUGCUUCUAUAAAGUUUUAGGAGUUUCUUCGCACCCAUACAGCACAGAACAUUGCAGUAAUAUUGCGGCAAUAUUGCAAUGUUGCUGCAAUGUUACAACAAUAUUAAUAAUAUUGCUGCAAUAUUCUGUGCUGUAUGGGCAAUAUCUUAAUAAUCUAAGUGUAUCAAAAACCUCCAAGGAGCUUAAUUUUACAAACAAUUAUAUAUAGCACGACAAAAGGAAGAACAUAGAGAUUCGCAAACGCAGCAGUAUUUUCACAAGUGUAAAAUAUAUAGACACACACACAACACACAUACAUAUAUACAUAGAUAUAUAAUGAUAAUCAUCUACCUGCACGAAUUUUUACACAGGGAACUAGUUUAAUUAUUUUAAAGGCGGCUAUAAUUUAGAUAUAAUCUAAAAUCUUAUCUUCGUAUAAUCUUAUUUAUUUCUCUCUUAAUUUUGAAGUUCCUACAUUUUGCAUUCCAUGAACAUUUCUAAAGCGUCCGUCCCAAUGGGUCCAACAUACCCACCUAUCUACAUUUUUUUCUUUAAAUGUUUUCGAUUAUUUUUCAGAAGACAUAGUAUUACGGUUCUUGCACAUGAUAUAUAAAUGUUCUAUCCUUUUGAUUGUCAUGUUAUACAUAAUGAAUUACGAAUGCAAAUUAAAAGAUGAGAGGACAGAAGUUAUUACUCAUAAUAUUAUAACUCACAGGAAAAUACAUAUGACGUGAUAGUCAAAAUGUUAAUUAUUAUAAAUUGUAUAUAUUAACUAUUUAUGCUAUUUUUUAAUUUCCAUUAUUUUCAGCUUUAUAUAAAGGUGGCUCUAAUAACGGGAAAAUGGACGUAUACAUAUGUGUAAAAAAUUAGUAUAACAAAAAUGGUAUAAGUGAUAUGAUGUAUGUAGAGAAAAUUGUUUCUUACAUACCUUACCUAUAUAUUAUAGGUAUAAUAUUAUAGGUAUAAUAUAAUAAAAUUUUAUCCUAUAGCACCUCAGUAAUACGCAUUCCUUUCACACUUGUAUGUGUAGUUGAUGCAUUUUAUUAAUUAGAUCCUCAUCUAGUACACAAGAUGUAAAAGAUUGGACAUGUAUAUAUGUAUCAAAUGAUCUACAAAUAAUAAAGAGAUCAGACAGGAAAGAAGAAAA
Camponotus floridanus (Florida carpenter ant) is the source of this 5238-nucleotide messenger RNA. It is a transcript of the gene Synj, whose product is annotated as synaptojanin-1. The transcript is spliced from 7 exons. The coding region runs from base 1 to 3477 and encodes 1158 amino acids. Gene Ontology annotation, biological process: synaptic vesicle endocytosis; phosphatidylinositol dephosphorylation. The record is from RefSeq and is a predicted model, not a curated record. NCBI's taxonomy places the organism in Eukaryota, Metazoa, Arthropoda, Insecta, Hymenoptera, Formicidae. Gene Ontology annotation, molecular function: phosphatidylinositol-4,5-bisphosphate 5-phosphatase activity; nucleic acid binding.